AUUGGUGGAAGAAACACUGAUAAAUGGACUACUCUGACUCAGUUUUUGCAGCAGACUCAGUCGUUUAGUUCUGAACCAGGCCAUGUGCAUACCAUCCUUAUCAGGUUUCUCAGACAAGGAUAUAUAAAUAAUUCAGCCCAGGCAAGGUCAAGGGAGUUGAGAAUAGAAAACCAAGUUUUUCUUUUUUCCUCAUUCGAGGUUUGGUUCAGAACUUCUGAGCAGAAAAGUUUUUUCCAUGACAAUUGAGAGGAGUGUUCCAAGGUUUUAGUGAUGAGUUACAGAAAAGCCUAUGGAAUUUUUCUAGUUUUUAGAGGUGAGUUUGGUUUCAAGGGACUGAUUUUUAGUGGCUUCACAUAUAUUGUUUGAACAGUGAAACUCAUAAUCACAGGACACACGCACACGCAUAUAUACAGAAUCAGUAGCUUUCUUAAGUAUAGUCAUUAGGAUGUUUGAUGGAGGAAUGGCAAUGUCCUUACAUACACUAAAUUGCCCACUAGUUUUAGUAGGUAAUGUAAAUAAGAAUAGGGUUUGUCAUCGAACAAGAUCUGGUCCAUCUAUGGCUAUGCAACUCUCUUCAGCACUAGCACAAACUGAUGAGGGUGGAAACUCACCAGAGUCGAAGAAGAUUUCAAACUCAACUAGAGUUUUAACAAGAUGUCAGACCCCUAAUUCUAAUUCUCUGCUUAGCCGAGCAGAUUCCAUAGGAAUUAUUGGAGGAGAAUCUGUGUUUUCUACUCUAAUUUUCUUGGAAAAGCUUGUUUGGUGGAGUACAAGAGAUGGAGGAGAAUGCAUACCUUUUGUGGUCUGCAGCGAUGCAGCAACAAGCAGGGUAGUUCCAUUUCCUCAUGUCAAUGGCAAAGAUGCUAGAAGUCAAUUAAAUCACAAAAUCAUAGUUGAGAAUUUGAGGUGUAGGAGGACAUUUCUUGAGCAGUCUGGAGCUCGUUGCAUUGUUAUGCCGUGCCACAUGUCUCAUGUGUGGCACGGGCAGGUAUCCGAGGGAUGUUUGGUACCUUUCCUUGAUGUAGGUGAAUGUGUUGCCAGGGAGCUCAAAGAAGCAAAGCUGAGGCCACUUGAAGCUGGAAGUAAUGUCCGGAUUGGGGUGCUUGCCACAGAUCCAACUUUAAUGGCUGCUGUUUAUCAGGGGAAACUACAGAGUCAGGGGUUUGAGAUUGUGCUACCGGACAAAGCAACUAUGGAGCACAUAGUAAUACCUGUAAUUGAAGCACUGAACAUGAAGGAUAUGGAAGGGGCAAGAAAUCUUGUAAGGAUUGCAAUUCGGGUUCUUUUGGUGAGGGCUGUGAACAUUGUCAUCCUCGCUUCUGAUGAAUUCCGGGGUCUUUUGCCUGGGGAUGAUCCUCUUCUUAAGAAAUGUAUCGACCCCAUGGAUGCUUUGGCCAGGUCAACUAUAAAAUGGGCAAAAACUGCUAAAAAGGUACAUGUACAAACUUAACAGGAGCCUAAAUUGGUGCAAUCACCAUUACAAGCAAUAUGUAAAAUAAGUUCUCUCACUGUAGGGGAGGGUAAUCCAUGUAUUGGAAAACUCUGGCCACCUUGUUUACUUGUCAUGAGGAGAAAUAUACAAAAUACCAGCAGUCAGGUUUCAUUUUUGCUGGGUUCAAAUGCA
Molecule: messenger RNA, 1624 nt
Organism: Cornus florida
Lineage: Eukaryota; Viridiplantae; Streptophyta; Magnoliopsida; Cornales; Cornaceae
Exons: 3
Coding region: 446-1450 (334 amino acids)
Source: RefSeq, a predicted model, not a curated record